AUGGACCCCCCGCCACAAGGCGGCAGCCGAGAGACCACAACCGGCCCAGACGCCAACGACGUUGCAAACUCAUUCUCGACAUCCAUAUCCUCCCGCACCAUGAAGCGGGCUAUGGCCAUCGCCGCCGCCGCCGAGUUCCCUGGCUCCACCACCGUCGGGUUCCGCGUCACCGACACCCUGCGCAACAACACCAUCGACCCGCACCUCUACGACGCCCUGCCGAGCAAGGUCGUACAGUUGCAGGUCAAGUUUACUCCCACGCAGGUUCUCAUCGCCACCCUCUGUGUUGCCGCCAGCGCGACGCUCCUGCAAGCCUUCUUCCUCUUACCGUACCUCUGGCAGAAAAUCAUUGACGAGGAUUGGGAACUGGAGUGGACCGUGAUGUGGAGGGGGCCCUGGCUACUCAGCCGUCCGCCGACCCUGUCCCUCCCGGACGCCCCGGUAGUGUCUGCCGUGUCCGGCUCACACCACUCCUUGUCGGACCUCGUUCCGCACCGCUUCGCGGGUUCCAGGGCCAGCCUCCCAAUCCUCAGCUGGCGCCUCAACCGCGUCUUCCUCCGCGGCGUCGAGCAGGACGCCAACACCCUCCAGCGGCGCAACGCCGUGCUGUUCUGGGACAUCGCCGACACGCACGUCAGCGCGCCGCACUACGACAACCGCGCCGAGUGCAUGUACAGCUCGCUGCGAAUCAUCGCGGCGUCGGCAGUGAACGGGGAUCGGAGAGGCAUGGAACCGAGGCUGAUGGUGUGGACUUAUUUCAGAUGGUUCAUCACCGUCCUGAUAGCCGGAGUACUGUCCGGGUCUCUAAUGACACUUAUGCUAAACGCCUCCCACUAG
This is a messenger RNA of Colletotrichum graminicola M1.001, 837 nucleotides long. RefSeq names its product phosphate-repressible phosphate permease. The transcript has 2 exons. Gene Ontology annotation, cellular component: membrane. NCBI's taxonomy places the organism in Eukaryota, Fungi, Ascomycota, Sordariomycetes, Glomerellales, Glomerellaceae. Gene Ontology annotation, biological process: phosphate ion transmembrane transport. The record is from RefSeq and is a predicted model, not a curated record. Bases 1 to 837 code for a protein of 278 amino acids.